GCUUGAAGUCAGCCUAACUAGGGUACAUUCCCUUUGAUCCCGCUUGUUCGUCCAGGUACACCAACUCUCCGUUUCAGCACUUCCACCCUAUGAACCCAUUCCCCCGAGGGCGGGACAUGUAGACCCCUUCACCUGUUGUCUGCCUAGUCAUACACCUCCUUUUUGUUGAAGUUGAUGUCCGUCGAUCCCUUUCUAUGCUUCAUCCCUUCAGUUCGGUUUGAAUUAAUGCUUUGAAUUACCACAAAUUUAUUUUCAGUCACAAAUCUGCUUGUCUGAAGCGUGUUAGAUAUCGAGCCAUCCUGGACCCUUCCACCAGAAGAAUGACCUACAACAAGUCCCCCCAAAUGUCAAUGUUCACCAUGUUCGAACAUCAAUAUGCCUCCCCAGCCGCUGUUCCCGUUUUGAAAAGGUUCUCACGUCACGCCACUUGUAGCGCCUUCAGCAGCUCCGCCACCGCGGACGAAGACUGGACACAGAUCUCCGACAUUGCAGACCGCCGGCGGGUUCAGAACCGCAUUGCCCAACGUAACUAUCGAAAGAAGUGCAAGAGACGCCUUGAGGACCUUGAGAGGCGGGCUGGUCGGGAAAGCACGACCAUCGCACAACCUAAGCGCUUAGAUCAGCGUUCGCAUGUUGCCGAGAUACCAAAAGUGAUAGAAUCCAUAAACGAAAGCCAGCACAUAACCCCCGCGGAAGCCGACAAGGCCUCACUCGCGCAACAUCAGCCCGACAUUUGUGAGAGAUUAGAGAUUGCCCCAAUAUUCACCUACGCGACCUGUUUUGCACCAGGAAACAUGAUCUUCGCUCCCUCGCACACCACGCAGCCUUAUCUCAUAACCGCCGAGAUGUACCAAGUGCCAACGACGCACUACAACAGCGCCAUCAAGCUCGAACAAUCCCCAAGCGACGAAUGGCCUCCAUCGUUACAUGGAUCCUGACAACAAUCCCGGCAUCGACAUAAACCCGCCAAGCAGAUGACCUAAAGAGAGUUACUUUGCAGGACAUGCUGGAAUUCGCCGACUGUUGACAAUGCUUCCGCAAAUGCGCCCUCGCUCGUGCUCCUCAUCCUCGCCUUCUUGGAAGCCCGGGUGUACCACCCUCGCCUACACCGUCGAAGGAAAAGGGGUGGCACCCAAUUACCUGGUCUCAAUUGGUCAUUUGUCGCAGAGUGCCCUGAUGGGCAGCCCGGCUGCCAAGGCCCUCGGAGAGACGUAUGCCCGUACCAAGGGUCUGACAAGGGGUAAAUUAGUUACUCACCCACCCGUCAGAACCCCUUUCUUAGACUCUAACCAAUGCAACCGCACUUCCAACUCUAUUUCUACCAUAUUCUGCUGACCAUCGCGACAACUGAAUGGGUCCGG
Colletotrichum destructivum is the source of this 1361-nucleotide messenger RNA. Its product is annotated as Putative basic-leucine zipper domain-containing protein. Gene Ontology annotation, molecular function: DNA-binding transcription factor activity. Gene Ontology annotation, biological process: regulation of DNA-templated transcription. The record is from RefSeq and is a predicted model, not a curated record. The coding region runs from base 321 to 938 and encodes 205 amino acids. NCBI's taxonomy places the organism in Eukaryota, Fungi, Ascomycota, Sordariomycetes, Glomerellales, Glomerellaceae. The transcript is spliced from 2 exons.